This is a messenger RNA of Rhodofomes roseus, 947 nucleotides long. RefSeq lists its product as uncharacterized. Gene Ontology annotation, biological process: mRNA splicing, via spliceosome. Bases 54 to 908 code for a protein of 284 amino acids. Gene Ontology annotation, molecular function: RNA binding. The transcript is spliced from 2 exons. The record is from RefSeq and is a predicted model, not a curated record. NCBI's taxonomy places the organism in Eukaryota, Fungi, Basidiomycota, Agaricomycetes, Polyporales, Fomitopsidaceae. Gene Ontology annotation, cellular component: nucleoplasm; cytoplasm; ASAP complex.
CCUUCGCCUCCGCCACCGCACCAGCCCAACACCAGCCUGAGUUCAGCUGCAAGAUGUCGACCCGAGGACGCUCAACCUCCCCACGUCCGCUGCAUGAUGAAGACGUCGAUAUGGAGAACGGAAAUGGCGUCGACAAGCCGCACGCAAAGGUAGUCAUCGUCACCAAUCUCACGCGCAACGUCGUCGAGACACAUCUCCGCACAAUAUUCGGGUUCUACGGCGACAUCAGCAAAAUCGACCUGCCAAUGUUCGGGAAAUCUGGACAGAACCGCGGCAAGGCAGCGAUCGAAUAUGGGGACACUGCUUCUGCACAUAGGGCCGCCUCGCAUAUGGACGGCGGCCAGCUGGACGGUGCCAUUCUCAAAGUCGAGCUCUCGGAACUACCAGUCCGUUCACGCUCGCGCUCUCCUCGCGCUCCUCCACGACCUCGCUAUGGACGCGACCGCCCCCGGUCCUACUCUCGCACACCUUCACGCUCUCGAUCCCCGCCACGACGCUUCGGACGCGACACCACCUACCGUGGCGACAGCUACCGGGGCAGGCCAUUCGCUCGCCGCGGCCGCGGCCCUCUUCCUCAUCGGGACACCUACCGUCCGUUGUCACGUUCGCGCUCUCGUUCUCCCAUACGCAGAGGUGACCGCCUACCUCCGAGAAGACGGUCACCCAGCUACGAGCGCGGUGGCACGGCAUACCGUCGCGGGCGUACUCGCUCGCCGAGCUAUUCCGUGCGGUCAAGCCGUUCUCGCACGAGGUCCCUCUCACCCCGGUCCCGAUCACGCUCUGGGUCUUACUCGUCGUACUCGCGGUACUCUCGAAGCAGGACUCGGUCUCGGACGCCCACCCCCCGAAGGCGGAGCCGUAGCCGCGACGAUAUCAGAGACAGCAGGUCUCGCUCGCCAAAAGACUGAUUUCUCUUUCACGGCACUCGUUCUCGUCUGCUCUCUUGC